Paramormyrops kingsleyae is the source of this 10120-nucleotide messenger RNA. The record is from RefSeq and is a predicted model, not a curated record. NCBI's taxonomy places the organism in Eukaryota, Metazoa, Chordata, Actinopteri, Osteoglossiformes, Mormyridae.
GAAGGGAGAUAGCGGCAACAAUAUGGCGACAACCGCAGUUUCUCCUGAACCUUUCGGACAUCCGCAGUUCAGCGACGCCUUUCUGGAUUUCUUUUAAUGUUGAAAAAAAGCUGGCUGCCCUGGAUGGUACAUAACUAAAGAAGAAGUUGCUGCAGGAUGAAAACAUGGCUGCACCCAUUUUCGCACCGCCAGGACCUGAGAGCUUCAAGAGGUUCACCCCAGAAACUUUGGCCAAUAUCGAGAAGCGCAUCAAUGAACAGAAGAAGAAGAAGCCGCCAAAGUCUGAUAGCAGUCAUCGCGACGACGAUGAUGACAACAAAGACCGUCCCAACACCGACCUGGAGGCUGGCCGUAGCGUGCCCUAUAUCUACGGGGACAUUCCUCCGGGUAUGGUGACAGUGCCACUGGAGGACAUUGACCCAUUCUAUGCAGAUAAGCAAACAUUUAUAGUACUUAACAAGGGGAAAACAAUCUUCCGCUUUAAUGCUACGCCCUCAUUGUACAUCAUAAGUCCAUUUAAUUGUUUUAGGCAAAUAGCUAUUAAAAUUUUGAUACAUUCUCUCUUCAGCAUGAUCAUUAUGUGUACUAUUUUGACCAACUGUGUAUUUAUGACCUUCAGUAAUCCUCCGGAGUGGUCCAAACAAGUAGAGUACACUUUCACCGGCAUCUAUACAUUUGAAUCACUCACAAAAAUAGUUGCCAGAGGAUUUUGUAUAGGUGGCUUUACGUUCUUACGGGACCCAUGGAAUUGGCUGGACUUCAUGGUGAUCUCCAUGGCAUAUGUGACAGAGUUUGUGGACCUGGGGAACGUCUCUGCACUGAGAACGUUCAGAGUUCUCCGAGCGUUGAAAACUAUCUCUGUCAUUCCAGGCCUGAAGACCAUUGUAGGUGCACUAAUCCAGUCAGUGAAGAAGCUAUCGGACGUGAUGAUCCUCACUGUCUUUUGCUUGAGCGUCUUCGCCCUGAUUGGCCUGCAGCUUUUUAUGGGGAACCUGCGGCAGAAGUGUGUCAUAUGGCCCAUCAAUUCCACUGAGAAUUACCUUAGCAAUGGCAGCAAGGGCUUCAACUUCAACGAGUACAUCAUGAAUGACACCAAUUUCUACUUUAUACCUGGACAGUUAGAUGCUCUUUUGUGUGGAAAUAGCUCUGAUUCUGGCCGAUGUCCUGAAGGAUACACUUGCAUGAAGGCAGGGAAGAACCCAAACUACGGCUACACCAGUUUCGAUAGCUUCGGCUGGGCUUUCCUGGCUCUCUUCCGUCUCAUGACACAGGACUUCUGGGAGAACUUGUACCAGCUGACACUCAGGGCUGCGGGCAAGACCUACAUGAUCUUCUUCGUGCUGGUGAUCUUUGUGGGCUCCUUCUACCUGGUGAACCUGAUCCUGGCCGUGGUGGCCAUGGCCUAUGAGGAGCAGAACCAGGCCACGAUGGAGGAGGCUGAGCAGAAAGAGGCUGAAUUUAAGGCCAUGCUGGAGCAGCUGAAGAAACAGCAGGAAGAAGCUCAGGCCGCCGCUACAGCCACCCCAGCAGGUACGGUAUCAGAGGACGCCGUGGAGGAUGACGGUGGGGGGCGCCUGUCGCGGAGCUCCUCCGAAAUCUCCAAGCUGAGCUCCAAGAGCGCAAAGGAGCGCCGCAACCGCAAGAAGAAAUGGCGGCAGAAGGAGCAGUUGAGGGGCGAGGAGAAGGGCGACAGCGAGAAGAUCGUUACUGAGUCUGACGAAGGCAGCAAAAGGAGCCGCUUCCGCUUCCCAGACAGCCGGCUGGGCCGGAGGACGUCCAUCAUGAACCAGUCCCUCCUCAGCAUCCCCGGGUCGCCUUUCCUGUCACGCCAGAACAGCAAAAGCAGCAUCUUCAGCUUCAAGGGCCGCUCCAAGGACGUGGGCUCGGAGAACGAGUUUGCAGACGACGAGCACAGCACGGUGGAGGAGAGCGAGGAGCGCCGGGGCUCCCUCUUCAUCCCGUACCGGCGCAGCAGCUACAGCGGCUACAGCCAGGGCUCGUCCCGCAUCCAUCCGCUGGCCCCACAUGGCAAGAGAAACAGCACGGUGGACUGUAACGGCGUGGUCUCACUCAUCGGGCCUGGUCCGGGCGGACGCCUUCUGCCUGAGGUGAUAAUAGAUAAGGCAGCUACUGAUGACAGUCAAACCACUGAGGUUGGGGUGAAGAAGAAACAUUCAGGCUCCCUGAUGGUGUCUGUGGACCAGCUCAACACCUCCUUUGGUCGCAAGGACCGAGCCAACAGUGUCAUGAGUGUUAUCACCAACACUUUGGUGGAGGAACUGGAAGAGUCCCAGCGAAAGUGUCCACCAUGCUGGUAUAAAUUUGCAAACACCUUCCUUAUCUGGGAAUGCUGCCCUGUGUGGCUAAAGAUCAAGGAGAUCGUGAACCUGAUUGUGAUGGACCCGUUCGUAGACCUUGCCAUCACCAUUUGCAUUGUUCUCAACACCCUCUUCAUGGCCAUGGAGCACUACCCCAUGACACCCCACUUUGCGGAAGUCCUGUCGGUUGGAAACCUGGUGUUCACAGGAAUCUUUACAGCUGAGAUGUUUGCCAAGCUCGUUGCUAUGGACCCAUAUUACUACUUCCAGGAGGGUUGGAACAUCUUUGAUGGCUUCAUUGUGAGCCUGAGCUUGGUGGAGCUGGGCCUAGCUGAUGUGGAGGGUCUUUCCGUGCUGAGAUCAUUCAGAUUGCUGAGAGUGUUCAAGUUGGCAAAGUCAUGGCCCACUCUUAACAUGCUCAUCAAGAUCAUUGGGAACUCCGUGGGUGCCCUGGGUAACCUGACCCUGGUGCUGGCCAUCAUCGUUUUCAUCUUUGCCGUGGUGGGCAUGCAGCUCUUCGGCAAGAGCUACAAGGACUGCGUCUGCAAGAUCGCGCAGGACUGCGAGCUUCCGCGCUGGCACAUGAACGAUUUCUUUCACUCCUUCCUGAUCGUGUUCCGGGUGCUGUGCGGCGAAUGGAUUGAGACCAUGUGGGACUGCAUGGAGGUGGCCGGUCAGACCAUGUGCCUCACCGUCUUCAUGAUGGUCAUGGUCAUUGGAAACCUGGUGGUAUUGAACCUGUUCCUUGCCCUGCUUCUGAGCUCAUUCAGUGCUGACAACCUGGCUGCUACAGAUGAUGAUGGUGAGAUGAACAACCUGCAGAUAUCUGUCAUUCGCAUUAAGAAGGGCAUUGCCUGGGCAAAGGUCAAGAUACGGGUACUGAUCGCCACAAUCCUGAAGAAGAAGGAGAGUGAUGAGGCAUACGACAAGAAGCUGUGCAUCGGCAACCACACGGGUGUGGACAUAAACCGCGAACUGGAUUACCAGAAAAACGGCAACGGCACCACCAGUGGGAUUGGAAGCAGCGUGGGGAAAUACAUGAUUGACGAAGACCGCAUGUCCUUCAUCCACAACCCGAAUCUCACCGUGCGGGUUCCUAUUGCCGUGGGAGAGUCAGACUUUGAGAACCUUAACACCGAAGACUUCAGCAGCGAGUCAGAUGCCGAGGGGAGCAAAGAUCUGGAUGACACCAGUUCAUCAGAGGGGAGCACCAUCGACAUCAAGCCCGACGUUGAGGAUGUGGUGGUUGUGGAGGCAGCGGAGGAGUACUUGGACCCGGACGCAUGCUGGACAGAGGCCUGCAUUGCACGGUACAAGUGCUGCGAUGUGCCCAUCACUGAGGGCUGGGGGAAGUACUGGUGGUACCUGAGGAAGACCUGCUACCUGAUUGUGGAGCACAACUGGUUUGAGACCCUCAUCAUCUUCAUGAUCCUGCUCAGCAGUGGGGCACUGGCUUUUGAAGAUGUGUACAUUGAGCAGAGGAAGACCAUUCGUAUCAUCCUGGAGUAUGCUGAUAGAGUGUUCACAUACAUCUUCAUUCUGGAGAUGUUACUCAAGUGGGUGGCCUACGGAUUUGUCAAGUACUUCACCAAUGCUUGGUGCUGGUUGGAUUUCUUCAUAGUGGAUGUGUCUAUAGUCAGCCUUAUAGCUAAUGCCCUGGGCUACUCCGAUCUAGGGCCUAUUAAAUCUCUCAGGACACUAAGGGCGCUGAGACCCCUCAGGGCUCUGUCACGUUUUGAAGGGAUGAGGGUGGUGGUCAACGCCUUGGUGGGCGCCAUCCCUUCCAUUAUGAAUGUGUUGCUGGUUUGCCUCAUCUUUUGGCUGAUUUUCAGUAUCAUGGGUGUCAACCUGUUCGCUGGGAAAUAUUACUACUGCUAUAACGAGACCUCAGAGGAGUACUUUGACCCCAGCGUUGUCAAUAACAAGACGCAGUGCUUCCAGUACAUCAAUGCUAACUAUACUGAGGUUCGGUGGAAGAAUGUCAAGAUCAACUUUGACAACGUAGGUGCUGGAUACCUGGCCUUACUACAAGUGGCCACAUUUAAAGGCUGGAUGGAUAUCAUGUAUGCAGCUGUGGACUCCAGAAAGGUGGAAGAUCAACCAAUCUAUGAGGACAAUAUCUAUAUGUAUAUAUAUUUUGUUAUAUUCAUCAUCUUCGGCUCAUUCUUCACCCUCAACCUCUUCAUCGGUGUAAUCAUCGACAACUUCAACCAGCAGAAGAAAAAGUUUGGAGGUCAGGACAUCUUUAUGACAGAGGAACAGAAAAAAUACUACAAUGCUAUGAAAAAACUGGGCUCCAAGAAACCACAAAAGCCCAUCCCUAGGCCAUCGAACAAGAUUCAAGGGAUGGUGUUUGACUUUGUGACGCAGCAGGUUUUCGACAUAUCCAUCAUGAUCCUGAUCAUCCUGAACAUGGUUACCAUGAUGGUGGAAACUGAUGACCAGACGGCAGAAAUGGAGAACAUUCUUUAUUGGAUCAACUUCAUUUUCAUUGUUGCUUUCACCAGUGAAUUUGUCCUGAAGCUCUUUUCCUUACGCCAUUACUAUUUCACUAUUGGCUGGAAUAUCUUUGACGUAGUUGUGGUCAUCCUCUCAAUUGUGGGUAUGUUCCUGGCGGACCUGAUUGAGAAAUACUUUGUUUCACCAACUCUCUUCAGGGUGAUCCGUCUGGCCCGAAUCGGUCGCAUUCUGCGUUUGAUCAAGGGGGCCAAGGGAAUCCGGACAUUGCUGUUUGCACUGAUGAUGUCACUUCCUGCCUUGUUCAACAUUGGUCUGCUUCUUUUUCUGGUCAUGUUCAUUUUCUCGAUCUUUGGCAUGUCCAACUUUGCCUAUGUUAAGAGGGGGGCUGGGAUUGAUGACAUGUACAACUUUGAGACUUUCGGCAACAGCAUGAUCUGUUUGUUCAUGAUCACAACCUCAGCGGGCUGGGAUGGCCUGCUGUUGCCGAUCCUUAACUACCCACCCGAUUGCAGCCCAGACAAGGAGAACCCAGGCACUUCAGUGAAGGGGGACUGUGGCAACCCCUCUGUUGGCAUCUUCUUCUUUGUCAUGUACAUCAUCAUCUCUUUCCUCAUUGUGGUCAACAUGUAUAUUGCCAUCAUUCUUGAGAACUUCAGCGUGGCCACUGAGGAGAGUGCGGAUCCACUGAGUGAAGAUGAUUUUGAAACCUUCUAUGAGAUUUGGGAGAAGUUUGACCCAGACGCGUCGCAGUUCAUCGCCUACGAGAAGCUGUCGGACUUUGCGGAUGCGCUGGAACACCCGCUGCGGGUGCCUAAGCCCAACACCAUCGAGCUGAUCGCCAUGGACAUGCCCAUGGUGAGUGGAGAUCGCAUCCACUGCCUGGACAUCCUGUUUGCCUUCACCAAGCGCGUCCUGGGUGACAGCGGCGAGCUGGACAUGCUGCGGCAGCAGAUGGAGGAGCGUUUCGUGGCUGCAAACCCUUCCAAGGUGUCUUAUGAGCCCAUCACAACCACUCUCCGUCGCAAGCAGGAGGAAGUGUCGGCCAUUGUUAUCCAGCGUGCUUACCGUGCCCACCUGGCUAGACGGGGCUUCGUCCCCAAGCAGAGGGCCGGCAACAACAAACUAGAGAACGGAGGGAACAAUCAGGAAAAAUUAGGGGGUACCCCCUCCACCGCAUCCCUCCCCUCAUAUGACAGUGUAACAAAACCUGAUAAGGAGAAACAGGAGGAAAAUGACGGGAGAGGCAGAAAAGAAAAGGGCAGAAACCAAAAGGACAUCAGGGAAUCUAAGUGUUAAAAUGAAUUAACAAUAACGAUAAUAAAUUCAAGCAAGAGAAAAGGAAUCCCUGAAUCCAUACUAAAUAAAUGUACAGAUAAUUUCGUUUGCAAUUAAAAAAAGAGAAAAAAAACACAAAAAGAAUUGUUUACAGACUUCUGAAAAGUAUCAAUGCAGAAGAAGCAGCUCGGUUUCUUACAGCUUUGAAGACACUUAAACCAAACAUACUGUAAUCAGCUUACUGUGUGACUGUCACAUCAAGACUACAAUUUGGAAAAAAAGAUCUGAACAAAUAAGGAAAGAGUUCUGCACUGGCAGAUGGUGGACCAUGUUUCCUGGGAGACUGUCUGCAACAAGACAGAAAGGUGCUUGGAGAAGGAUAGACGUGAAAGAUGAGACCUCCAGGACUUGGGCACAAUUAAUGCCUCUGUAGAGUUUUCUCAAAGAAGCGCACCUGCUGUGACUUUCUUAAGCAUUCAGGAGCGUUUUGUCUGUCAUUUCCUGUAAUGGAAACACCGAAAUGACAGAAUACAACAAGAUCAAAUAAAAGCAAACUUAAAAUAGGAAAAUGAGAGAAUGAACAAACUAUAGGUUUUUCUGUUUGACCAAUGCUGAAUAUACCUGCAUCUUAACAUUAUUUGAGCAGCAUAAAAUGGGAAAAAGAGGAAAAAAAUCAUUCAACAGUCAGCCCAUGUCACUAAAGUCUUCUCAUUUUAUCUUUGUUAUACCUGCAUUACAAAAGAAGUUUUCUACAUGGCCUUUCACACCGAUUGGGAAGGGGGAAUUAAUUAAGGUUUUGACUUGGGCUGAAGGGGACUUGCUCAGACAGAUUUCCAAAUAAGUAAAUAAUUGUUCUCGUUCAAUGCAUAGAAAUGACUUGCAUGAUGGCAUGUUUUGAUCAGGAAUCUUGCAUGAAUAAUCAUAGUCCACAAGACACUAAUACUUGGACCACAACAGUGGCUUGACUGUAAGUUUGAGGCUGUCCACUGGAAAACUAAAAUGAAGAAAUUGAUUAUUGUUACUCUGAUAAUGGUACACUAUGCUGAGUAGAGCAUCCAAAAUCCUACCCUUUAUGAUUCUUUCUUAUCAACUGACAGGUUUUUUCAUUGAAACCUCAGUAGUUGAUGUUCCAACAACACAUCUGGCCCAUUAAAAGGAUGAAUUUUGCUGUUCUGGAUUAUUAUGAAUGUCGGAUUGGUUAGAGUGAUCAUUUAUAUGUAGAGAACACUAGAAGGAAAGCACUGAUGGAAUAACUGAAACUGUAAGGUAAAUCUUGGGUAUGCAACCUCUUCCUUUAUAUACAGCAAUAUAGUUUACUGGCCAGUCAUUUGUGACUUUUUUUGUAGUAAGAAGACAUAAUGGAAUGUCAAGGUGGUGGUCAGAGCUGAAGUUGAGGACUUAGGGGUAUAGUGUGCUGAUUUACAUUUAUUUUAAUACCUCCCAAGGCUUAAUAUUGAGAGAGAGAGUAUAUCAAAGUAACAGCCUUGAGAUAUGUAUACUUUUUUAAAAAACAGGAUCUAAUUGCUGUUGUUAAUUUUUUUUUCAUUGUUUUUCCUUUAAAUACUGUGUUUUUCUUUUUCUUGCCUUUUUGUCAUAUCAUUGUGGUAAAUUUGUCUGUACUUUUUUUAAAUAUUGAAUUUAGUUGGUAUUAUGUUUUAACUCCAUUAAAGACAAGAAUUAUGCAUUAGAUGACAGGAAUGCUCAGGAGAGAGGGGGAGCACGGUGUGAGCUGUUGCUGAUGAAGAAGGAGAAACCAAGGUGGCUUUGCUUUUUUGUACAAGACCUGCCAUAGAUUGACUGAGAAACCCUGAAUAUUACAGGGAUAUGCUGUAAGGAACAGAAGUAGAGAACUGUUUUCAUUGUCAAAUGACAAGACUGAAUGCUAUGCAUGUAGACUUUACCGCCCAUUCUCAGGAGAACUUGUUUAAGUAUUUUUAUGAGCUAAGAACAAGCAAAUAUGAAACCUAAAUAUAACAAAGAAAAGCCUUUCAAUUUUAGUUUCCAUGACGUGUAGUGUUGGCUAGUUCAUGCGAAAGGUCAUGGCUGAGCCCCUCAGAUGGGCCAUGCCGCUGGACGACCUGUUUGGUAUUUUUCCGUAGAGAGUUUGUCCAAAGCAAAACAAUAGUGAUAUUAUCCCCCUCUGCAUACACUCAUUUAUAGUAAGAGUAUAGUGGAGAUUGGAGUGAGUACAAUGAUGAGACAUCACAGGAAAUGGCUUAAAUGUGGUUGUAUAAACUGCACACAUGUGAGACGUGUAUGGUUGGGGUUUCAACAGAAACCUCUCGGGUCUAUCAGCUCUGAAUAAGUGUUAUGAUUGCUGGACAGCCAUAUUUCUGUAGAGGAAACAAAUCCCAAACAAAUGCCAAAUAGCAUACAGAGCACUGGACGCAUCUUACUGUGAGCCGAGACACACCACACCAGAGCUUUUGCACUUCCUGUUGUGCAGUGAUGUCACUUCCUGUUUAUGAAUCCCCCUCCCCUUUCGAGUUUUUUGGUCCAGUUGCUGCAUGAGGUCUCCAAAUCAGUGUGGGUGUCGACUUGAACCAAAUAAACUCUGAUUGAAAACCAUAAAAACAAAUAAUGGCAUCCAUUUUUUUCUGUACCCAUCUAGGAUAUAAUGUAUAAAACAAAAGUAAUCACAUUAAUUAAAAAAUAUGUACAGAACAGGCUAUGUUGUAAACGGCACAAAAUGCUGAAAAGUUAAGGAUGAACUUUUUAAGAGAUUAUAAAUAAUGUAAUAUAUAAUUUUAUUUUAACGGCAUGCAUAGUCUUUUGUAAAUACAGAAAUUUAAAAUACAACUACUACUAUUAAUCUAAUAACAAAUAUUAAUAACAAUAGAAUGGCUUCCAGCUGAUGCCCUGUCACGUUUGAUAGACUGUGACACAUUCGUUAGAUUAUAUAGGUUUUUUGAGACACUUUUCACAGUAUAGCGGGGAAUCAAUAAAAAAAAAAACUAUUAAAAGCAAAAAAGUAUAUCUAUCUAAUAUACACAUACACAAACACACACAUGCAUAUUAUAUAUACAUAUAUAGUGUAUGUAUACACACACCUCACACAUAUAUACAUUAUACGGCCCGUCACUUUCCUUACUCCUUGUCCCUGCUCGCCCCUGCAGUACUACCGACAGUAGUUGCUCAUGAUAUGUACACAGUAUUGUACAAGCUGCUUGGUUAAGAUUGUGUAGCCGGUGAUGGUGAGAGGAUUGCGCUGCCCCCCCCCCCCCCCCCCCCCCCGUUUUUGUACAUCUCUGAAAUUGCCCUGCCCAUCCACCCCUCACCUACACAUACAUGCGUCGAAACCCACACAUACGAUACCUUUCCUGGCCCGAAAGCCGACUCUCACCCACAAGCAGAUCAUAAGUGUAUCCCGGCUCUCAUUCACGCGGCAUGGCAGAAUUUUGUGCUGACCUUGUCCGUACUUCCGAUGGCUCCCUCGAAGCACACCAGUGCCAUUGAAUUUUGAUAUUUAUGUGUUUCACUCAUAUUUACUUUUUAUAUUCAGUCCAGUUUGUUUCAAGCGCAAUUUCUCUUGACGGCAUGUGCCUUUUUUUCUGCUGUUUUUGGUAAAAAAAUAAAUAAAAAUCUGAUGCUACACCAAAAUCUUUAAGCCUUGGGAACUAGUUUAAUGGAGCAUAAAGGGAAACAGCUACCAGUAACAUAAUUACGUAUCAAUACGAGACUGCAAACAGUAAGACGGUGUUUUUUACAACAUGGGACAUUUAAAACAUUCAGUUAUGGCUUAGUCUGUUUUGUCACUGGGCUACUGAAAAAGGAGCUUGCCAUUUAAACCUGUUUCAGGCUUCUGUUCAUUUUUGACAUCUGUUUCUUUAUUUUUCUAUUGAUAUUUAUUCUGUAACUAUUUUAUUUUUGUAGCAUGAUUGAAAUGCUAUUUUUUUCGCUGAAAAUAAAAAGUGCUUAUUGGUUGUUGUUAUCAUUUGCCUAUAUAAUGACUUAGGAGAGGAGACAGUGUGUUGAACAACCACUUGGACUCUAAGUAAGAACUUAAGAACGAAUGUCUUCAUUUGAGCACGAACUUUUUUCUUAACAAUAAAGCAGCCUUCCAGUUA